CCCCUUUCUAUGGAGGAUUUAUUUAUUUUCUCCCCCGUUUCUUCCCUUGCUCCCGCCGUCCAUUACCACUGAGAGUACCGGGAAAUAAAAACCCCCGCAGCGGGACAGGGUUAGGGGCUGAGCAGCAGACGGGCUGGACACCGCCGCGGAGCCGCCGAGGAUGAGAGCCGCCGCCGGGACGCAGAGCCGCGCGGAGCCGCCGCCGCUGAGCACCGGAGGAGGCGACAUGACCGCAGAAUAAACAGCGGCUCCCGCCAGGAUGUCGAGAUCGGCCGGACUUGGGACCGCAGCGCCCGCCGGGGCCGGAGCAGAGCUGCCGGACCUGAGCCACCUGACCGAGGAGGAGCGCAGCAUCAUCCUCUCAGUGAUGGAGAGGCAGAAGAAGGAGGACGAGAAGGAGCAGAGCAUGCUGAAGGAUCAGGAGGAAGUGAAAGCUCCCUCAGCUUCGUGGAAUCCGUUCUCAGGGUUCAGUCAGUUGGUCAAUAACGUUGCUGCCAAUGUGUCCGAAGUUCUGCAGGUUAAAAGUCCGACUGACAACGAGUCGCCGACGAAGUUACACCAGCAGUUUGAGAUGUACAAGGACCAGGUGAAGAAGCUGGGGGAGGAGCCUCCGGCGGCCCAGACGGCCCGGGCCGAGUCUCCCACCUGUGGCAUCUGCCACAAGACCAAGUUUGCAGACGGCUGCGGACGAGCCUGCUGCUACUGCCAGAGCCGCUUCUGUGCCCGCUGUGGGGGGCGCGUUUCCCUGAGAGCCAACAAGGUGAUGUGGGUAUGCAACGUGUGCAGGAAACAGCAGGAGAUCCUCACUCGGUCGGGGGAGUUUCACUCCAACACCUCGCUGCUGUCAGUGGAGCACAGCCCUCACGGGGGUCCCCACCCACCCACGCAGGGGCACCCGGGGGCCGGGGGGCCCCUGAGUAACGGAGCUACAGACCAGAGGCGGAGCCCCUCCGGGCCCUACUAUGAUGGACCUGGGGGCCACAUGGCCCGCUCGCCCUCGGACCACGGUCUGGACCGCCACACCCGCUCCCUGCACAGCUGCCAUGGCAACGGGGAGGAGGAGCUGCGGACCCGGAGGCGACCAAUCAGAGACGGACGAGGGCGCUGGCACUCACAGGACCACCCCCUGGACCAGGUUCUGGUCGACCGUGAGCUCCGCCGGCGCCGUGAGGAGGAGUUUCAGGCCCGUUACCGUAGCGACCCCAACCUGGCUCGGUACCCAGUGAAGCCGCAGCCGAGCGAGGAGACGAUGAGGAUGCUGGCUCAAGUGGGCCGGGUCCGCCACCAGCGCCGCCACAGCGACGUUUCCCUGGCAACCGCAGAGCCCGAGCAUCUGACCUCAAGACACGGAGCUCUCCGGCAGAACCGUCCUCAGGGCCUGGUGGGAUCGGGAGGUCAGAGGUCGUUCUCCGUGGACAGGUCAGCCAAUCACAGCAGCCCGACGUCUCCCCGCCGCAGCCCGCUGCCACACCAACACCUGGACCCCAGCUCCGCCCUCAAGAGGAAACCCACCAAUGACAGCAUGGUGCCCAGGGGGCGGAUGAUGGGGAAGAUGCACGUGAUCGGCAGCUUCAGCAGCUCAGAGGAGGAGCUGGCCACCACGCCGGACUACACCAGCUGUGAUGAGCCCGACCGAGACAUGGAGAGCCAGUGGUGGGAUCAUGGUUCCUGGCAUGGCGAGCCUCUGCCCAUGUCCAUGCACCCGGUCACGUGGCAACCGUCCAAGGAUGGAGAGCGUCUGAUUGGUCGGAUCGUGCUGAACAAGAGGAUGAAGGACGGGACGGUUCCUGCAGAUACAGGAGCGCUGCUGGGACUCAAGGUUGUCGGUGGGAAGAUGACGGAGUCGGGUCGCCUGUGUGCAUUUAUCACCAAGGUGAAGAGAGGAAGUCUGGCCGAUACUGUCGGACACUUGAGACCAGGCGAUCAGGUCCUGGAGUGGAACGGCAGGGUUCUCCAGGGGGCCACGUUUAAUGAGGUCUACAACAUCAUCAUGGAGUCUAAACCAGAGCCGCAGGUGGAGCUGGUGGUGUGUCGCCCCAUCGGAGACGUCUCCAGAGCAGCAGACGGCUCUCACGUUCACCUGGACUCCAGUUCCAGCUCCUUCGACUCUCAGAAAGUCGGUCCGUCCAUCUCCGUCACCUCGCCCAUGAGUCCCAGCGUUCUGUCCGGACAGGUUUCCACUAUGAACAGGCGUCCUCUGGUUCCCAGAAUCCAGAUAAAGCUGUGGUACGAUAAAGUUGGUCAUCAGCUGAUUGUCACUGUUCUCGGAGCCAAAGAACUUCCUGUUCGGGACGACGGCCGGCCCAGGAACCCCUACGUUAAGAUCUAUUUCCUGCCAGACAGAAGUGAUAAGAGUAAACGCAGGACAAAGACGGUGAAGAAGUCUCUGGAGCCGCGGUGGAACCAGACCUUCAUGUACUCUCCGGUGCACCGGCGGGAGUUCAGGGAGCGGAUGCUGGAGCUGACGGUGUGGGACCAGGCCCGAGUCCGGGAGGAGGAGAGCCAGUUCCUGGGAGAAGUCCUGAUAGAGCUGGAGUCGGCGCUGCUGGACGACCAGCCUCACUGGUACAAGCUGCAGCUCCAUGACGUUUCCUCCGUGCCGCUGCCCAACGCCUCCCCGUACCUGCAGAGGAGAGCGCUGCAGGCGGAGCACGCUCAGAGCAGCCGCAGGCUCCAGAACAAAGGUCCUUACUAUAACUCAGGGUCUCAGAGGAUCAGUGACAGUGAGUUCUCAGAUUACGACUGUGAAGACGGCAUCGGGGUGAUAUCAGAUUACAGACAGAAUGGCCGGGACUUCCACAGCUCCACCCUCUCAGUGCCAGAGCAGGUGAUCUCCUCCAAUCACUGCUCACGAUCCGACAUGAUCCGGAUGAGGUCACGGUCGCCGAGCCAACCGCCUCCUCAAAGCACUAACCCUCCGUACCCGUUGUACCGGGAGGACGCCGUGCGUCUGCUGCGAGGCUCCAAACUGAGCCGAGCGCUCUCUGACGCCACCCAGUACAGCAGCCUGGACAGGCGACCACUAAGGAGAAUGUCUGUUGCCAACUCUCUUGAUUCCUAUGACAGAUAUGGUAAUGGUCCACUCCCCACCUGGACCAACCAUGUGAUGAAUGGGAAUUGUGAGGACUACAGUCAGGACUUCAUCCCCGACUUCCCCUAUGAGCCUGAUGCUUAUGAUGAGGAACUGCUGAGGGCGAACGCCCGAGGUGGAUCUGGCCUCACGAGCCCGACGGGGACGCCGGUCUGCAGCCGCAGAGGACGACAACUUCCUAUCGUGCCGCCAAAGGGAGGUCCAGACCGAGAUGGAGAGCCCUCUGACCCUGUUCAGAAAGUUAUGGCCAUGCCAACGACAGGAGCACCACCGACAACUGCAAUCCCUUACAGUCAAGUCCCCCCCCCUAACUACAAACAGGCCCCUCCUCCAGUCAGUCACCAACCCCCUCCUUUUAUACGAAUCCAGGGGCCAUGUCCUCCUCCAUCUGUUGUAACUCAGCCAUCCCCUGCACCUGCACCUGCGCUUCUGCGAGCACCUGUGCCUCCACCUGCACCUGCGACUGCACCUGCACCCAUGCCAGCACCACAUGCACCCAUGGCUGCACCUGCACCUAUGCUGGCACCCCCACAUGCACCCAUGCCUGCACCCACACCCACAAAUGCACCUGCACCUGCACCUGCACCCGCACCUGCACCUGCACCUGCACCUGCACCUGCACCUGCACCUGCACCUGCACCUGCACCUGCACCUGCACCCGCACCUGCACCUGCACCUGCACCUGCACCCGCACCUGCACCUGCACCUGCACCCGCACCCGCACCUGCACCUGCACCUUCACCUGCACCCGCACCUGCACCUAUCCAGGCUCCCCCUCCUGCCCCAGCUCCAGUCACUCCUGAACCCGCCUUAACCCCGGUACCCCCUCCCACACCUACCCCAACACCCACCCCUGCCCCUUCUCCAGCCCCGCCCCCACUCACUCCAGAUCCAGAGAGACGCUCAGCGACACCUGGUGGGACCAGAAAAGAGGUCAAAUGGGAGGACCAGCAGAAGAAAACAGCGAACGGGGAUGUGUUACAAGCAGCCAAAGAAGGUGUGAUGAAGGAUCCCACUAAGCUGAGGGACAGCCUGUCCUUUAAAUCAUCCGACAGUGACGUCAGCGACGUUUCAGCCAUGUCCAACGCCUCUGACACCCGAUCCAUCCGCAAAAUGAGUACGGUGGAGUCUGUGGAUGGUCCGUCACUGGACUUGGAGGCAGGAACAGAGGAAGCAGCGGGGGCUGCAAAGGGUGAAGCCGUACUGCAAAAGAGCGAAUCAGUUGAGGAAGGAAAGGGAGAGGAGCCUUCAAAGCCAGCACCAACGCCCGGAGCGCCCAUCACAAAGUCCUCCAGUGUCGGGGGAGAGAUUUGUUCCUUGGGGAGAAAUGACGACGAUGACGACGACAAGAAGCGGCGUUCAAGCUUUGGAGCCAGAAUGAUGGGAAUGGUUGGACUGGGCAAGAAGAGUCAGAGUGCCUCUCAGCUCAACCCAGAGGAAGAGGAGAAGAAAAAGAAAGCAAUAAGACUUCCUGUCCAAAGGAGUGUAGAAACCGGAUUGGCCGUGGAGUUUAAGUCACGUUUCACCCGACAACCGAGCCGUGAUCCGGACGCUGAAGACCCCAAACCUGGAGCCCUCAUAUUUCCUGGAGUGAAAUUGGCCUCAGACAAACAGUUCACUGGUUUCCUGGAGGGAUUAGGCCCCGCCCAGCUGGCUGGACGGCAGACUCUGGCCACGCCCCCCAUGGGUGACAUCCAGAUUGGGAUGGUGUACAGGAAGGAACGUCUGGACGUGGAGGUGAUCCGAGCCCGGGGGCUUGUGGGUAAACAGGGCAACAAGAAUACUCCAGCUCCAUAUGUGAAGGUGUAUCUCAUGGAUAACGGGAAGUGUGUGCUCAAGAGAAGAACCCGUCUAGCAAGAAAAACCCUGGACCCUCUUUAUCAACAACAGCUGCAGUUUGAAGAAAAUCCCGAAGGAAAAGUCCUGCAGAUCAUCGUCUGGGGCGACUACGGACGGAUGGACCAUAAAUCCUUCAUGGGCGCCGCUCAGAUCCUACUGGACGACCUGGACCUGUCCAACAUGGUGAUUGGCUGGUUUAAACUGUUUCCUGCCACCUCGCUGGUGGACCCUGCCUUGGCCCCGCUCACCAACAAGGAGACGGAGGGGAAAUCGUAGCAUCAGAACAUGUGACUGACUACAGUGUCUCGGUUACGGGCCAGGAGCGAGCAGGAGGGGACGUUACGUUGCUGGGUGGCUUAAAAAAAAAAGAAGAAGAAGAAGAAGAAGAAGAAAAUGAUCCAGUGAUCCUCCUGUGCUGCUGCAUGCUGCAUGAUGAUGUCACGUUGAUGACGUACCAGUGCCAUGAUGAUGUCACCAGGAGGACGGUGGCUCCAUCCUUUGACCAGUGAGGACGGGACCACGCAGCAAAGGAUGCUUUGAAAAGAAGGGAGAGGCCGGUUGACCUAAAGCUCCCAGCCAAUCACAGCCGCUCCCCAGGAGUUAAAUGACUGUUAACGGCGCGUCCAGGACGGAGACUGUGGGUCCUGUCGAAUUGUGAAAAAAACUAAACAAAACAACAGAAACUUACCUCCUAUAGUCUCUUCCUAAGUCUCUUUGACCUCAUUGGAAAGCUUCAUGAAGGUAGCAGACGUUCUGAAAGACUUAGGAAAAGGCGUAUAAGAUGUAAAAUAGAACAUUACUUACCUUACUUAUGAGGUUGGUAGUUAAACUAAAUAAAGAAAAAAUGUGAAAGGCGUUGUCACAAGCUGCUCGCCUAUGCUGCUCACACUCAUCCUCCUGUUCUCAUAUUCAUUUUUAUGAAUCACAGUUUCUACAGCUGUUAACAUAAUCAAAAACUGUUUUUGAAUGUUGUGGUUGCAAGGACGAGUGGGACAGAAUUAUCUCAUUUCCUUUCAUAAAGGAUGGUCCAGUGUUUCUUAUGCUAAAUCAGUUGCUAAAGGAACCACUGAAGGUUAUUUUCCUUGGCUUUUAAGUACAUUUGUCAUUUCAUUCAAGCUGAAAACAAGUUUGGAACCUUCUGAAGCAAAAACGCCGUUCGACCGCACCUUCAACCUGUCAGGUUCCAAGAAGACGCAGGAAGACGGAGGUCUGUUUCUUUAUGUGUUUGCAUGGAACGAUGAGAAGAAUCGAAUUUUAAGAUCUGAAACAUCAGCUGUAAAAAGAACAUGAGGACAUGAGAACACAAGAACAUGAGAAUGUCGCCUGAAAACUGGAAAAUAAAAGAUUCUCA
Messenger RNA from Cololabis saira (Pacific saury), 6281 nucleotides. RefSeq names its product regulating synaptic membrane exocytosis protein 2-like. NCBI's taxonomy places the organism in Eukaryota, Metazoa, Chordata, Actinopteri, Beloniformes, Belonidae. Gene Ontology annotation, cellular component: cytoskeleton of presynaptic active zone; presynaptic membrane. Gene Ontology annotation, molecular function: small GTPase binding; transmembrane transporter binding. The transcript has 41 exons. Gene Ontology annotation, biological process: regulation of synaptic plasticity; positive regulation of synaptic transmission; regulation of membrane potential. Bases 260 to 5206 code for a protein of 1648 amino acids. The record is from RefSeq and is a predicted model, not a curated record.